UAAUAAUCAAAUUUUAUUGCACUUUGUUGGCGAUAUAUAAACAUAAAAUGGAACCCAAAUCCAGCUUAAGCUCACAGGAGGAACGUGCCCUCAAAAGUUCAGAGAAACUCAAAAUGCUGGACAUUACGCGAGACAAGCCUGUGAAGGUGUCUGUCAAAGUGGCCGUGCCGGUGCGGGAUCACCCGAAGUUCAAUUUUGUUGGCAAGCUACUGGGACCGAAGGGCAACUCGAUGAAACGGCUCCAGGAGGACACAAUGUGUAAAAUGGCCGUGCUGGGACGCGGCUCGAUGCGCGACCGCCGGAAGGAGGAGGAGCUGCGUGCCAGCGGCGACAGUCGUUACGCCCAUCUCUUUGAGGACCUGCACGUUGAGAUUUCAACAUUUGCGGCGCCCGCCGAGGCUCACGCUCGUAUCGCCUAUGCCCUGGCGGAAGUGCGUCGGUUUCUGGUUCCGGACUACCAUGACGAUAUCCGACAGGAGCAGAUGUGGGAAAUGCAGGCACUGACGUCCACGCCCACGCUGAGCCACCUCGACGACUCACAGAGCCCGACCAAUACCAACCGCGGCCUGGGCGGUGGCUUGGCAGACAUGGACACGUCCAACGACGACAAGUCUGACAACGAUACCAGCGGCAUGGACUGCCUCUCGCCGGACAAGCUCGACUGCGGCCAGUCCUGCAGCAGCAGUGGUGGCGGCGGCGGCGGUGGCGGCGGUGACACCCACCCACAUCAUCAGCAUCACCAGCACCAGCACCAGCCAGCGCACUUCCAUCAGCUACUCCAAACGCAUGGAGGCGCCAGCGCUGCAGCUGCAGCUGCCGCCUGUGGGGAGCAUCUCACUGGACAGGCGAAUACUGCGACAGCAGCAGCACUGCACACCACAGCAAUGGCUGUGGCGUUGCAGCAUCAGCUGACGGCUGCCGGCAUAGGUGGACUUUUGAAGCCGUCGCCAGGCAUGGGAGUGGCCGGUGCCAUGUCUGGCCUGCCCACAACGCAGGGCGGCUCCGCGGCACUGCAGCUGACCGGCGAUGGAGAGGCAAACACAUCGACAUUGACGCUACUGGAACCGCCUGGAGCACUGCUGCAUCCUGCGCUUCGCAACGUGAAGGCCAUCAAUAUAGGUAGCGGCCUGGGGCGCAAGCGACCGCUGCUGGGCGUUCCACGAUCCGGCAUGAAUCCGACAAAGCGCACCGUGAUGAGCCUGCUGGCGCGGGCCAAAAACUCCCAAGCACUUCACACAGUGCGCCAGCCCGUGGUCACCGCCACAAGUUUUGCCGAGCCCCUCCAGAUGCUGGCCUCACCCUUCAUCAUUCCGCACCAGGGCAUGGAUCAGUCCAUCAUAGCGCUGCCCAAGGAGAGUCUCGCCCAAGGCGUCUAACCCUAUGACUUUUAUACGCUGCGCACCGCAGAUGGUCGCACCUGACCGCCUACAAUUUGCCCCGCCUCCUUCUUCUAAAGACACAAAUAAGUUAGGCUUACCAAAUACAAUUUAUGAAAUACGCUUUCUUAACAUAAGAUUCGAAUCUAUUGAGGAGCACACGCCCGACCAUAGCGAAUAUUCCGCUUUGUAUAACCAACUCGUAAGCGUCUUUGAAGGAGCAGCUGUGGGAUCGGGGUUAGCCGACGAUUGAAUGCCCUACCAAUACCAGAAAGCCUAUCUAAGCACACGAUUUGUUUUAAGCGAAUUACAAAAUAAAUAACGCAAGUAUUUUUAAUGCGAUGUUUUAUUUCCAAACAACCCCCCCAAAAAAAGGAGAAACCUAAACGAAUAAAAAAAAAACAAAAAACAAAAAAAAAACUAAAUUAGUGUCAAAUUAACGAAAAACUUCAAUAGAAUUAAAAUGUAAACGCAAUUACUUUAAAUAAAUUACUUUA
Molecule: messenger RNA, 1873 nt
Organism: Drosophila novamexicana
Lineage: Eukaryota; Metazoa; Arthropoda; Insecta; Diptera; Drosophilidae
Exons: 8
Coding region: 48-1376 (442 amino acids)
Biological process (GO): regulation of alternative mRNA splicing, via spliceosome
Cellular component (GO): nucleus
Molecular function (GO): mRNA binding
Source: RefSeq, a predicted model, not a curated record